Molecule: messenger RNA, 10544 nt
Organism: Fopius arisanus
Lineage: Eukaryota; Metazoa; Arthropoda; Insecta; Hymenoptera; Braconidae
Gene: pcx
Product: pecanex
Exons: 7
Coding region: 250-7050 (2266 amino acids)
Biological process (GO): endoplasmic reticulum organization
Cellular component (GO): endoplasmic reticulum; membrane
Source: RefSeq, a predicted model, not a curated record
ACAAACCGAAGAAACUGAGAGAACAUAGCAGACCAGAGAUAAGACUAUGCAUUGUCUUAAUUGUGUAUUUUCGUACUGCCUGAGUAGAUUGAACCCUCAAUAAAAAGAGUUGCCAGUCUCUGGAUUAUGAUUUUCCGUGUCUAGUGGAGUGCUCCAGUGGCGGAUUUGACAGUGAUAAAAAGAAAAAAAAAAAGAAGUGAUUGAAUACGGGUUAUGGGAAGAUGGUGAAGGGGCAAUACGGUCACUGGAAUGGGUUUGCAAUCGCUGGAAAUAUUGAGACAAGGUGUUUGGGCGAGUUUGACUGGAGGAUGGUUCUACGAUCCACAUUUAGAUGUUUUCUCAAAUACAUUUCAUCUUUAUACGUGGCUCUUUCUACUCUGUUUGCCGUUUACUAUUUAUCUGUUUUUUCCACCAACUUUCUACGUUUGGCUCGCCUACUGCGUCUCCAUCGUCACUCUCUUUGGCACGAUAAAAUGUGUGAAUCAUGCUCUACAUUGUGUUUACGAUACCAGCGAGUGUCUGGAGGAGCCAGGACCAGCUGUCAGUCUGAAAAAAUCAGAGAGCGAGAAGCAAAGAGCUGCACGUAGUAAAUGCCAUGACAGGUGCCAGGAUCAGGUGGAUCUGGGGAUUGAACUGCAAGUUUUGAAUGGAAAAACUGACACACCACCAGUGGAAUGUUCCUCAAGAAAUUCAUACAUCGAACAGAAUGCAGCGAGUGCUGAUGCUGAUAGUAUAACAUCAGAGUACAAUCGUGAGAAGCCAAAUUCAACGAUCGAUUUGAAAGUUGAGAUACAUCGUAAGAAUAGUUCAGAGAGCUCAGAGGAGUCGCAGCAGUUGAAGACAAAUGUGAUGAAUGUUGAUGAUGAGGUUGAGUGGAGGAAGAGACGUUUGCAGAGUGGAGGUAUUUGUAGGCAUGCAUCAGCUGACUCACACUGCAGACACUCGAAGCAGAGCUCCUCCAAGAGUGCAUUCGAGGGGACUAGGAUUAAGCAGACGAGCUCCUUGGAGCUUGAGCAACAGCAUGGGGAAGAUUAUCCUUACUGGAAGUCCAAUCAGAGUGUUAGGAGGCUUGGAUCGAAUUCUGUGCCAAUGGAAACACAUCUUAUCACUGAUUAUCCACAGAGUCUUGAACAAAUUAUAUCGAAAAAGAAUAAAGACAUGGAUAAAAUUAAAAUGACAGCGCAUCCACAAUUUUUAGAGGAUAUUGCUAAAAAAUUACACCAACAGCUGGUGCACCCCCAGAGUUUGGAAACUAUCGAUGCAACUAGUAAAAAUGCUGGUCCGUCUGAUGACAAUAAUUUGCCACUUCAUCCCCAGAGUUUAGAAACAAUUAAUACGAAGAAAGUAUUGAAACAAAAUACUUUGAAACGCAAUCAACUUCAAUUACUUCCCUAUCCGAGUUAUGGCUCUGAGAUAGUCCAUCCAAUAGCUGAACAGAGCGACGAACAAUUUGUUAAUGAGAGUGCAGGUGGUUAUAGUUUGCGUGACUCCUAUAGUCCACUGUUAACCAGAAAAACAAAGGGAGAAUCUGGUAUUUGUGCCAAUCGUGAUCGUAGUUUGAGUGCUGGGGGCUUUGAGGACAGAUUCUCGAGGUUCAAUGGAGAAGUUGCUAUUGACGAUGACUCAGCAAAUUCUCGUGAGGCACUUCUUGAGGAAGUCAAGCCAGGAUACAAAAGGAGAUUUAGUAAUGCCAGUCAGAGUAGCCAUGAAUUAUCUGAUAAUGAGAGGAGGAAAGAAAUUUUGGACGAGAGGGAGAAAAAAUUGGAUGACCCCCUCAAUUCUGGGAGUAUUGUCGGCAUUGAUUGGUUGUUUGAGAAUGGAGAUUGUCCAGCUGAACCUUGGGCGAACAAAAUUUAUUGGACAUUCACGCAUUCCGAAGAUACCUCCACUUCCGGGAGUCUGCAAACAGCUAGUACCGAUUACUUUCACCCGAAGGACCCAGACUCGGGUUCCUCGAGCACGACGACCUUGAGUAUCGACAACGAGGUAAAGAAAUCACUAUUGCCCCAGGGAGUACCACAAGAUUCAAAACGUCACCAGGGGGCAAUCCCCAAACAGCACCGUCCAAAGUCCCCAAAAGUUCCCCGACUUCUCUCAUCCCUUCCCUCACCACCCUCACCGCAGACCGAACCCCGUCCUCCCCUGACCCGCCGCGAUUGCAUCCGUCGAGACCGCCCCGAGCCAAAACCAGACGCAUCAACGAGUUCACACCACGAGCUCUCGAUGCUCUUGUCAAAAUCCACCCCCAGGAAUCAACGCUUGAAAGAAGCAAUCCUCAAGCACAACACAGAGUACCAACAGUCCCCCCAGCCACCUCAGGAGGCCCCAGGUCCCAGCAGAGUCCCAGUGCUGAUGCCACGGAGAAAUCAUCCCCGAAAGGUAAAGAGUAAUCACAGGGCGCACAGAGCUGGUCCUCGUUACAGCUCACGGGAAGAUUUCGCUCCGAUAACAGCACUUCUCGGUUUGAUAUCAAAUGGCGAGUGCCACUUGGCGACGAAUCACAAUGACACGAGCGAGGGUGCAGUCCACUGUUACAGAGAUGACAACGGUCGGUGGCUGGCUUACACCUUUGACGAGAAGGGCUCCGGUGUAGCGACCUCAGUGCCCAUUCCCCCAGGACCCAGUGACAAACUCCUAAAUACUCUUCUAAUGCGACAACAGCUGGGAGUCGAUCACUAUCCACAGCUGGAUGGUAACCUGGAGCUCACGGACUCCCUGAGCAACAGCUACAGCAGUUUGAGUUUGAAUUCAGCUGGAUUAACUGUGAUCAUAGAUACACCCCCAGUGCUCUCGAGUCCUGCCAUCAAUCAAACAAAAAGACCAGUGGGUCAGACUCUCGUGGCUUCCAACAUGGGAAAUCCCAUUCCCUUUGACAUGGGAAUGCUCUCAGAGCGUGACGUCUUCUUCAGGAUGAUUGCGGAGAGAGACGGACGGAUUCACAAUUUACUGGAGUCACUGGGGUCACAUGUAUUGGAAAGUCCAAACCCCAGGCCUGUUUUUCCAUCACCGAAUCAGCAGGAGGGUGAUAUCAAUACUAGUCUCUCCUGGAAUCGAUUUAUAGACGGUCUGGAUGGACCGGGGGACAAGGCCAAACCCACCAGGCACUACUACAAGUGGAAAAUAGGAAAAUUACCACACAUUAAAGUGAGAUUUGACAGACUCUCGUUGCUAGCCCUGCUGGACAGGAAUUUAACUGUCAUCGAGACGAUAAUAUCGACGUUACUGGCUGUUCUCGUUGCUGGCCUCGGCCUCAGACUCCUUCAGCAGGGCUUCUACAAGGACAUAUUUGCUUUUAUUUUUUGUUUCGUAACUGCUGGCUGCCAGUACUCAUUACUUAAAUCCGUGCAGCCCGAUGCAGCAUCUCCCACUCAUGGAUUCAACAGAAUAAUCGUUUUCUCGAGGCCUGUUUACUUUAUCAUUGUGUCGAGUAUUAUUUUGAUCCUCAAUGAGAUCCUGAGGAAUUUUAAAACAUCUGACUUUCGGGUUUAUGGUCUCAGGGUGGCCGAUUACGAUGUCAUAAUGCAGGUGCGGAAUAUUCUCCUGAUAUUCCUCCUGACGUUCCCCAUAAUAUUCUCGCUGGGGCUCUUUCCCCAGAUCAAUACUUUCCUCAUGUACAUCUGUGAACACCUGGACAUUCAUCUCUUCGGGGGCACUGCUACCACUGGACUCGUGUCAUCGGUUUAUUGUCUGGCGAGAAGUGUAAUAACAGUAGCAACACUCUAUGGAUUUGCCUACGGAGCUCUGACGGAGCCCAAGUCUUCCCAGCACAUUCUCUUUUCCAUUUUUGUUGGACUCCUCGUGGCAAUAUCCUACCACCUCAGCCGAUCCUCGUCCGAUCCGAGUGUCAUCUGGGACAUCGUGAAGACGAACCUGUGGCCACCAGAGAUGUAUCUCGAGGAGAUGGAGGCUAAGAUAAUUGAGAAUACAUCGAGGCGAGAGCCACCAGCUAUCUACAAAGACACGAAAAUCAGGACGUCAGGGAGGAAAAAGGACGUUAAGAUCAAGGUGGGAGAGCAGUUAUCAGACUCUGAGCUCGUUGAUCCCCUCCCAAAAAAAUUGAGAACAACAGUCAAAGCUAGAUUGAAGAAUGAUCUCAUAGUGUGCGCUAUCAUUGGUGUUUUCUCUUUCUCCAUUCAUGCGUCAACUGUUUUCACAGCUCUUCAACACGAAUUGAAUCCAGUCCUCUGGAGUAUCGCCAGUUGUUUGGGUUUUCUCCUUCACUACAUCGUGCCAGAGCUCAGGAAGCAAUUGCCCUGGCUAUGUCUCGCCAGGCCUGUCCUCAGAAGUCAUUGGCACGGUAUAUUCGAGGUGAGAGAGCCUGUGAAGAUUAUGUGGUUCGAGAAGAUCUACGUCUGCCUCUGCUUCCUCGAGAGAAAUAUACUCUAUCCAAUUGUCUUCCUGGGAGCUCUCACCGAGAACUCCCCAAAAAUUAUCGAAAAAUACGGUGAGAGUAUUGGACCACUCAUAAUCGUCGUCUGUGGUCUCAAGAGUUUGAGAUCCUCCUACGCAGAUCCAACCUCCAGGUACCUCGUCAUUGUCUUCGCAGUUCUCUUUUUCAAGGUGGAUUACUCAGGCCUCUCCGAGACAUUUUUAAUCGACUACUUCGUCACUAGUAUAGCAUUCGCCAAGAUCUACGAGCUCCUGCUGAAGCUGAGGUUCGUUCUAACUUACAUUGCCCCAUGGCAGGUGACCUGGGGAUCAGCCUUUCACGCUUUCGCCCAGCCCUUCUCAGUUCCCCACUCCGCCAUGCUCUUCGUACAGGCAACAAUCUCCGCAGUUCUCAGUACACCCCUCAAUCCACUCCUGGGGAGUGCCAUCUUCAUCUGCAGUUACGUGAGACCUCUGAAAUUCUGGGAGAGGGAUUACAAAACGAGAAGAGUCGAUCACUCAAAUACGAGGAUGUCGUCGCACUUGGAGAGAAAUCUUGGGGCCGACGACAACAAUCUCAACUCGAUAUUUUACGAGCAGUUGACGAGAUCCCUCCAGCACAGCCUCUAUGGGGAUCUUGCCCUAGGGAGAUGGGGUAACGUUGAGCAGGGGGACUGCUUUCUCCUGGCAUCUGAUUACCUAAACUGCCUCGUGCACGUUGUUCAGCUGGGGAAUGGUCUCGUGACAUUUCAAUUGCGUGGUCUUGAGUUCAGGGGAACUUACUGCCAACAGAGGGAGGUCGAGGCCAUCUCCGAGAGCAUCGAGGAGAAUGACAACUGCUGUUGUUGCGAGAUGGGUCAUUUCUCGAAUGUUCUGAGCAUGAAUGCUGCAUUUGGCCAGCGCUGGCUUGCCUGGGAAGUUGCCAGUUCCAAAUACGUCCUCGAGGGCUACUCGAUAUCCGAUAAUUCAGCUGGCUCUAUGCUCCAGGUCUUUGACUUCAGGAAGGUCCUGGUAACGUAUUACGUGAAGAGUAUUGUAUUCUAUGCCAUCAAGUCGACAAAGCUCAAGCAGUGGCUGGAGAACCCCGACAUCAUCGAGGCACUCAAGCCCACCCUGGAGAAGAAUUUUGUGGAUCUCGACCCAGUAUUCAACAUGAAUAUCGACGAGGACUUCGAUUUCAGGGCUAGUGGCAUCACCAGGAGCAGCUUCUGCAAUGUUUAUCUCGAUUGGAUUCAGUUUUGCGCUGGAAAGAGUGAUAAAUCUUUAGAGAGGACUAGGGACUCCUGUGUUGUGUCUCUUUGUCUCGCUCUGAGUCUCCUGGGGAGGAGAGUCCUGGGGGCUGCGUCACACAAUACUGUUUCCUCUGUGGAGUUCUUUCUCUAUGGACUUCAUGCUUUAUUCAAGGGAGAUUUCAGGAUUACGUCCAUGAGAGACGAGUGGGUGCUCCACGAUGUGGAUCUUCUGAGGAGUGUCGUGGCGAAGGGAGUGAGAAUGGCUCUCAAGCUCCAUCAGGAUCACUUCAUGAGUCCUGACCAGUACGAGGAGCCAGCAGCUCUCUUCGAGGCAAUUGACAAUCACGACAGACACCUGGUGAUUAGUCACGAGGCUGAUCCACUCUGGAGGAAUGCUGUUCUCAGUGGUGCACCCAGUUUGCUCGCUCUCAGGCACAUUCUCGAUGAUGGCAUUGACGAGUACAAAGUUAUAAUGUUGAACAAGAGAUUCCUCAGCUUCAGGGUAAUCAAGAUGAACAGAGAGUGCGUGAGGGGACUGUGGGCAGGCCAACAGCAGGAGUUGGUUUACCUGAGAAAUAGAAAUCCAGAGAGGGGAUCCAUUCAGAAUGCCAAACAGGCACUCAGGAACAUCAUCAAUAGCUCCUGUGAUCAACCCAUUGGAUAUCCCAUCUAUGUCUCACCGUUGACGACGAGCUAUGCAGAGACUAAUGAACAGCUGUGCUCCAUUGUGGGAGGACCCUUGAGUCUAUCUGCCAUCAGGAGUAAUGUCCUCAAAUUGUGGAGAAAAGUCAGGAGGAGGUGUGGACAGGGAUGCUCCAGUGGAGGAACCGCUGUCCAGGAUGAUGGAGGCUUUGGCAAUGAUGGGGUGUACGUUACCGCACACAAUACUCAUUUUGGAUUCAAUCAAUCUGGUCACAACACCUCAGGCUCUCAGUCAAUGGACUCUGGCUGUCAAAUUGGUGGUUCCACCGGUCGAGGCUCUCUAGGUCGUGCAAAUACUGGAUCCCUUGGGGGUAAUCGAGGCUCUCUGGCUUCCGUUGGAAAACCCACGAGCUCAACUCUAGCUUCACUCGCUGGUCUACUCAGUAAUAAUGACAUAAAGAUCGAGUCGAAGUGUGAGACUAGCUUUUCGAAGCCUGAGAAGGAUGAAAUAUCACAACGAGUCAGGAUUAUGGAUCCGAAUCAGGUAUACGAUGCUAUUAAUCUUGGACGCAGAAUUGACGUCAUCUGGCCUGAUGAGAGGAUGAGACAACAGGGGGGCAGAACGGGCUGGCAACAUUGGGUACCAGAGAGGGGAAUGGAGGGGUGUGUUGUUCACAGGUGGCUGCCAAAUCAUCGUGAUCCUAAUCGACGAUCUCAUGUCGAUAAAGUUAUACUUCUUGUCAAGAUUGAUGAUAGGUACGUUCCCAUUGCUGAACAGGGCGUCAGGGACUUGGGUGCAGAGGUCUAGGGUAAUUUGGAAUUUUUGGGUUAUUCAAGAAAGGCAUGUGAUCGAAGAAUGAAGGGACUGCUUAGUUAUUAUUAUUCGGGGUUUACACUGAGAUCAAAAUUAUAUUUCAUAUUUUUAGAUGGGUUUGAAGAAUUUUCAUUUAUUGGCUCGAGUCUAUUAUUGAAACUUCAGUCAAGUUCGUAAUUCAUUAUCGAUUAUAAAGUAUGUAUUUGGAACACAAUGAGUCCCUGGAAAGAAUGGACUGGAGAAACAUGACAAAUGUAGAUGAUUCUAUCGAGGAAGUGGAUAUUUGGAUAAUGUAUAAUUUUUUUCUCAGUGUAGCGGCUUCAUUCCUCUCUUAAGAGUGAUUACUUCAUUCAUAAAGUUUAUCGGAGCUUUUCUCUGUGGAGAAUAUCCUGGGGAUUGUGUUGGUGACUUUUAUUAGUUGGUGGGCGUUUGAAAAAUUGUAUUUUUAAUGGAUUAUUGCAGUUUUAUGGGAAAAUUGGAUGGUAAUUUCCGGUUGGAAAAAUCAUAGAAUGUUAGACGCGGAAUCUCCGAAUCCCCGGGAUAUCUACCUCUGCGGAGAAAAAUCAUAUAUACCAAACAUGUUGUACUAUAUUAUGUAAAAUAUCGUGUGUUAUUUGGGGAUUAUCCAAUUGUCAAUGAGAAAAUUUGGAAUUUGACCCACUGUAUAUAGAAGUAAAUACUCUUGUCGUUGUUUUCUGUGAGAAUUAUUUAACUGAUGUUGAGGUGCAACGACAAAGUAUUAACCAAAAUAAUAGAAAUAUGCGGCUGUCAAGAAUUGUAAAUAUCGUCAUUCGUGUUUUUCUACAAUUUUGUUACAAUUUUUUUUAAGAAAAGACUAUGAAAAAAUAUAUUAGUCAAUAAGCUGUAGAUAGCCAAAUGAAAAGUAAUUGUUUAAGAGGUUGAAUAUGUGGGCGAGAAGGACAACAAAGUAUCGAAUAUAUUGUGUUAAUUCCGUGGAUGUUUGAGGUGAAUAAAAAUUCCCGAUGGAGGAACAUAUCUUUCAGCCAAAAACACUUCAACUGGACCUGAAUUCAGGUUGUUUUUUGCUUCAUGGAAGAAAUCAGGGAUGAGGUGGCAGAAUUUAUUACGUGAAUUGAAGGGACUGCGGUACAAUGGGUACUUCAAUCAUUUUUUCUUAAUUAAAUAAAACGUUGCAAUUAAAUUUUCAAUAUACGGAAAAGAAAUUAAUUAAUUAAUUAAAUCAGUUGAGCUGAGGUUGAUCUCAUAACAGAGGGAAAUUAAUCCCUCAAGGGAAAAAUUAUCCAUUUGUAAAAAAAAAAUGGAUUCACAAUUUGGAAAGGAUUUGGAGUUCCCAUUUUGCCCUAUCGUCUCUUAUCACGUUUUUUCCCGGGAUUUGUCCUUGGAAUAUUCGCAAAAUUACCAGUAAAAAACAAAUCCACGUCUCAACAUUCGUUGGCUUAUUCCAAUUCUCAGCAACUGCUCAAUCUCAUUUCUUUCGUUUCUUAUUAUUGAAAAAAAAACGUUACUUACUAAUUGUUAACUGAAGUUCAAACAUUUUUGCUGGUGUCAAGAUUUUUAAAAUCAUUGUAAUUCAAUUUUUCAGUGAUCAUUAUUGAGGGAGAAUAAGGUGAAAUCAUGAUAUUUUUAAUAUUUUUUCCAUGAUAAUAAAUUUCUAUUUGAUGAAUAUUAUUUUUAAAGAAUCAGUGUUUUUAUAGGGUUUUAAGUGAUAAAUCUUUUAACAUUUCUUUUACUUUUCAUUGUGUAAAUAACCAGCGAAUCACAGCAUUGCCUUAUCGUGGUGUUAUCGUUCGACGCCAGACUGAUGAUGAAAAAUAAUAAUAAUUAAUAACAAGAGAUGAAAUACUUAGCUAGUCUUUCAAUUGCUGGGGACGGUUAGUGUAACGAAUCAUCGAUUAGAGUCGAGAAAAUGAAUUCCCGUAGAAAAAAAUAUUGAGAACAAAAUUCGAUCAAUGCAACUGUUACCGGCCUAUUAUCUCUAUUAUCAGUAACUCAAUUUGCCCUGCCCCCGUGAGAAUUCCAUCGAUUCGAACAGGAGCAGAGGAAAUGAGUUAUACGAAUCGAAUAAUUAUAUGGAAAAUGAAAAGCUCAAGAAGCAAAUUUAUAUGAAUAAGCCACGCUAUUUUUAAUUUCCUCAAUACAAUUUGUAAUCAACAGAAAAAAAUAUUAAGAUAUUAAGAUCAGUUGAAUCAUCUUUUGACUCGCAAAAAAUCUUUUGACUUACAAAGAAUUAUGAUUGUAUGACAUAAACAGAAAGAAAAAUCCUCUGAAAAAUAUUUCUUCCACUUUAUCUAUUGCUCACCCAGAAUUUCUGGAAUUUCGAUUAUUUAUGCAGGCGAAAAUGACAAUUAGUGGAGAUUUGUGAUAAGAAUUUCGAAAAAAUCGGGAUAAUUUUCGAAAGAUGAUACACCUGGAUCUUACGCUAGAAAAUUUCAUAAAAACUCUCGACAUCAACGAGGCCAGCAAGAGAAUCAUGAAAUAGUGUAAAUCUGAUCAUAUUAAAGAUACAAUUGAUAAAUAAAAAUUAUUAAUGAAUUAUUAGCGUUAUAAUAUCGAUUCAAGAGGAAUGAAUGGAGUUUCCUAUGAUGUAGAUCGAUUAGUUUUUAAGUUUUGAAGAAACUCCAAGAUUAAUGAGUUGGGAGUAAAAAAUUUGGAAUAUUUUGUGCUCCAGACCAAUCAGUAUAGAAAAAUAAUGAAUUAAAAAUUAUCUGGACUCAUCUCCUUUCUUCGGCACUUCACUACGGAAUUAUCCAAGAGGAUCAAUACAGCAUAAGAGCAAAGAACUGUGAGACCCUCUGAUUUAUUCGUUUAUUAUCUCGAAUGUAUAUAUUAUAAACGAGACAUAGAAAAGAACAUUUUGUAAAUAUGCAGUAGCACUUAAAAAAUUGCACUAUCGAAGAUUGAAACAAAGUCUAUGAUACAAUUUUAUUUCAGAAAAAUAAUGAGAAUUCUCAUUGCACUAAAUUAAAAGACGUUACUUUUUUCAAGAGACAAACCACAAUAAUAGUGAUAAUUACAAUUGAACACGUGUACUCAAUCUCCCAGUUCCAUAUUUAUUUUCAAUUUCAAUAUUUCAUUGGAUAUAUUUACCUCAACAGCAGCACCGCUCAGUCAAUUCAUCGUACGUUUUCUGGAUCUCAGAACUGAUGAAGAAAUAUCAAAAUUUGAAUAUUUUCAGUUCACUCCGAGAUAUUCGUCAAAACAUACGGCAAUGAAAACAGGUUUCUCAAUUCAUUCGGUUAAAGUCAAAAGAUAUAAAACUAAGUCACACUGGCAAAUUUAUCACUUGAAUAUUUGAAAACAUUCUGUUGAGAAUGUGAUGUACCUUUCAUCCAAUUUCCAAGAGUUUAUCGGUUCUACCGAAUGUUUAUCCAAUUAAUUUGAGAAAAUCACGGUUUCGCGUUUAAUUAUUUGAUGAGCUUUCCCUAAUAUGAAGCUCUCGGAAAAAUAAUGGGAAUUAAUUCGUUGAUAUUCACUAGAUAUUUGUAUGAAAUGUAAUAAAUCUAAAA